Molecule: messenger RNA, 1734 nt
Organism: Clonostachys byssicola
Lineage: Eukaryota; Fungi; Ascomycota; Sordariomycetes; Hypocreales; Bionectriaceae
Source: the annotation of a GenBank genome assembly
UCACAUACCUGCAACACUGGAAAACUUUUGGCUGAAUUUGUUACAAUGUUGUUCAAGACUGCGUUCCUGGGGCUUAUUGCCACAGCGAACUUUGUUCAUGGCGCUGCCAUUGGGCAUGCUGCAGAGCAGACUUCCCUUGAGACGCGUGCCGCAGCUGCAGAUCGGCUAGUGUUUUGCCAUUUCAUGAUUGGUAUCGUGGGGAACCGCAACAGCGCUUCACAAUACGACGAUGAUAUGCGUCGUGCAAAGGCUGCAGGUAUUGAUGCGUUUGCCCUCAAUAUUGGGGUUGACGGAUAUACCGACGCGCAGCUAGACCUGGCCUACAAGUCAGCAGCUGACAAUGACAUGAAGGUGUUCAUCUCUUUUGAUUUCAACUGGUUCAAAACUGGAGAAGCUGCUACUGUCGGCCAGAAGAUUGCCAAAUACGCAAGUCAGCCAGCUCAGCUAAAAGUAGAUAAUCGAGUCUUUGCGUCCUCCUUUGCUGGAGAUGGACUUGACGUCGCUGCUAUGAAGAGUGCUGCCGGCGUUGAUGUGUUUUUCGUUCCCAAUUUCCACCCUGAACAAACAGCCAAUCCUGACAGCAUUGAUGGAGGCUUCAACUGGAUGGCAUGGCCUAAUGAUGGGAACAACAAAGCCCCAAAGCCCGGAAGCUCAAUCAGCGUUGAAGAUGGUGACAACAAGUAUCUCAGCUGGCUUGGCACCAAGCCCUACAUGGCUCCUAUUUCUCCCUGGUUUUUCACUCAUUUUGGACCUGAAGUCUCCUUCAGCAAAAACUGGGUCUUUCCAGGUGGUGCCUUGAUUUUUGACCGCUGGAAGCAAAUUUUGGACAAAGGCUUUCCUUUAGUUGAGAUGAUCACUUGGAACGACUACGGCGAGUCUCAUCACUUCGGUCCUCUCAGCUCGCCGCAUUAUGAUGAUGGCAACUCCAAGUGGACCAACGAUCUGCCACACAAUGGAUGGCUCGAGCUUUCGAAGCCCUUUAUCGCUGCCUAUAAAGCAAAGGAGAAGACCGUAGACAAGUAUAUCACCGGUGAUCAAAUCGUCUACUGGUAUCGCCGAACCUUGAAAGGUCUAGACUGCGAUGCUACCGAUACUACUGCCGGUAGGCCAGCCAACAAUGAUAGUGGCAACUACUUCAUGGGUCGCCCUGACGGGUGGGAGUCAAUGGAUGAUGUGGUUUAUGUUGCCACAUUGCUCAAAGAGGCCGGCACGCUUACCGUCAACUCUGGUGGUCAAGCGGUCGAGAAAGAUGUCCCCGCCGGGGCCAACUUGAUUCAAGUUCCCGCUGCUGUCGGUUCGCAAACGUUCAGUCUGUCUCGAAACGGCAAAGUUGUUCUCGAGGAUAAGUCCCUGAUGGACAUCUCUAACAUCUGUCCCUGUGGCUUGUACAACUUCAACCCCUAUGUAGGUACUGUUCCUGCUGGUGAGAGCGAUCCUCUCCAGCCUGAUGGUCUUGCUUCUCUCACCAUCGGCCUUCACGUAUCUACCUGUGAGGCCAAACCAUCUCUUGGUACAAACCCCCCGAUUUCAACUACAGGAGGCCCACCCCCUUCGAGUACAGGAAGCUCUCCACCUCCAUCUACCACGGCCGGUCCUACAUCCACGGGUGGCACAGUUCCAUCUCAAACCUCGUCACUACCUGGACCUACAAGCACAGGCUCAAACCAGCCCUGCAAUGGCGGCACCAAUGCUGAUGGUGGCCUCAACCAUAUGCGACAGAAGCAUUCUGGCUAG